Exophiala dermatitidis NIH/UT8656 is the source of this 444-nucleotide messenger RNA. RefSeq names its product endoribonuclease L-PSP. Gene Ontology annotation, molecular function: deaminase activity. NCBI's taxonomy places the organism in Eukaryota, Fungi, Ascomycota, Eurotiomycetes, Chaetothyriales, Herpotrichiellaceae. The record is from RefSeq and is a predicted model, not a curated record. The transcript is spliced from 3 exons. Bases 1 to 444 code for a protein of 147 amino acids. Gene Ontology annotation, cellular component: cytosol; mitochondrion.
AUGUCGAGUGCAAGAUCCCGCCUCGAACACCACCAACGACACCUGUCAAACCAUGGCCGGCAAGAAUCAGGCACCAUACAUACAGUGUUCACUAAAAAUGCAGCUCCUCCCGCCGGCCCGUAUAAUCAAGCAUUCAUAGCUGCUGGCCAGAUCUUCUGUUCUGGCCAACUGCCCACGAACCCGGACGGUGAGAUGGUUUGUGGAAGCAUUACAGAGAAGACGCAGAGGUGCAUCCAGAAUUUGAAAGCGAUUCUUGAGGAGGCUGGGAGCGAGAUUGGAAAGGUUGUGAAAGUUGUGAUUUUCCUCUCCGAUAUGCGAUACUUUCAAGAGUUCAAUUCCGAAUAUGCCAAGUGGUUCCCACAAAAGCCGGCAAGAAGCUGUGUCGCUGUCAAGACGCUACCUAAGAAUGCUGACGUUGAGAUUGAAGCCGUUGCCAUCCUAUGA